Messenger RNA from Drosophila ficusphila, 1875 nucleotides. RefSeq names its product alkaline phosphatase. Lineage: Eukaryota; Metazoa; Arthropoda; Insecta; Diptera; Drosophilidae. Gene Ontology annotation, molecular function: alkaline phosphatase activity. The record is from RefSeq and is a predicted model, not a curated record. Gene Ontology annotation, biological process: dephosphorylation. The coding region runs from base 98 to 1732 and encodes 544 amino acids. The transcript is spliced from 2 exons.
CCGCAGGUCUCGUGCUGACGACUAUCAGUGCCGGAGGAAACGUGCCGGGCAGCGUACAGCCAGCUCGGGAAUCAUAAAACAAAACAAAGUCACGAAAAUGAGGCUGCAGUUCUUGUUUUUCCUCGGCCUGAGUGCUCUAGUCAGUGGAGGAGAAACCUCGCACGAUGCCGAGAGGCGAAUGCAUCCAGUGUUCUCCCUGAUGCAAUCCGCAUCCGCAACUGGAGGUCGCUUCAAGCGGGCCAUGCCCCAAAUAGUUUUCGAUCCAAUAAGGACGGAGGAGCGCUACGCGGAGUACUGGCAGGGAUUGGCCGCCCAGACUCUGGAGCAGCAGCUCGAAAGCAAGUCGCGGAUAAACACACAGCUGGCCAAGAACGUGAUGCUCUUCAUUGGCGACGGCAUGUCCAUACCCACGAUCACCGCGGGAAGAGUUUACCUGGGCGGCGAGGAGAAGCAGUUCGCCUUCGAGGAGUUCCCCUACGUGGGUCUCAGCAAGACCUACUGUGCCAACAUGCAGGUGGCCGACUCCGCCUGCACGGCCACCGCCUACUUGGGCGGAGUCAAGGCCAACUACGGAACGAUCGGAGUAAGUGCAGCGGUGCAGUUCAAGGAUUGCGGUGCGCAGGCGCAGUCCGCUCACCAUGUGGCCUCCAUUGCGGCCUGGGCGCAGAAAAAGGGAAUGGCCACCGGAUUGGUGACCACCACCUCGGUGACCCACGCCUCGCCAGCUGGGGUGUACGCCCACCUGGCCAACCGGAACUGGGAGAACGAUGCCGAGGUGGUGGGCGAUAAUGGAGAUCCCACGCUCUGUCCGGAUGCCGCUGCCCAGCUGAUAAACAGCCCCGUGGGUCAGAAGCUAAACGUGAUUAUGGGCGGCGGUCGCGAGAACUUCCUGCCUAGUGGAGUGACCGAUAGCAGUGGAGCACCUGGUCGCCGCCUGGACGGACGCAAUCUCGUCGAGGAGUGGAAGGGUCAGCACACGAACAGUGCUCACUACGUGGAGAACCGCAGGGAUCUGCUAAGUCUCACCAACCAGACCUCUCGAGUGCUGGGUUUGUUUGCCCCCUACCACAUGGCCUACCAUCUAGACGCCAAUCCUAAAGAGCAACCCACUCUGGAGGAGAUGGUCAAGGCCGCCAUGGACAUCCUGGAGCGCCAGAGUGCGGGGCGUGGCUACUUCCUGUUCGUGGAGGGCGGAAGAAUCGACCAUGGCCACCAUGACACCUUGGCUCUGAGGGCCAUCGAUGAGACGGUGGAGUUCGACAAGGCGGUGAGAUUCGCCAGGAGUCACACCAGCACGGAUGAUACCCUGAUCGUGGUCAGCUCGGAUCACUCGCACACCAUGUCACUGGCGGGUUAUUCCAGCAGGAAGAACGAUAUAUUCGGGAUCAACGAUGGUCAGCUGGCGGAGGAUGACCUUCCAUAUGCCACUCUGAGCUAUGCCAACGGACCGGGGUACAAAAGUAACUUCCUGAGGGAAGGAGGCCUCGUGAGAAGGAAGAAUCUGAGGGACAUUAACAUGAAGAACAAGGACUUCAUGUUCCCCACCACAGUGCCCCUGCAAUCGGAGACGCAUGGCGGCGAUGAUGUGGCAGUCUUCGCCAGUGGACCGUAUGCCCAGCUUUUCUCUGGCGUCUACGAACAGCACUUCAUUCCCCACGCCCUCGGUUACGCCUCCUGCCUCUCCGAUCGGAACAUGUGCGUGGAUGGGGGCUUGGCAAGGCGACCGCGUUGAAACUUGACAGGGGUCGAGGGUCAAGUGGAAUUUAUGAAGACUCAGGGACCACUGUAUUAUUCUCGCUUAAGAGAGAAGCCUUUAACUAUACUACAUUUAUAAGGGGGGAUACUAAAAUAAACAAAUUAAAUUUAAAAACAUUA